Messenger RNA from Amyelois transitella, 3125 nucleotides. RefSeq lists its product as uncharacterized. Bases 178 to 2043 code for a protein of 621 amino acids. Gene Ontology annotation, biological process: carbohydrate metabolic process. NCBI's taxonomy places the organism in Eukaryota, Metazoa, Arthropoda, Insecta, Lepidoptera, Pyralidae. The transcript is spliced from 4 exons. The record is from RefSeq and is a predicted model, not a curated record.
UUUGAUUUUUUGAUUCAAUUGAUAUUUUUUAAAUAUUUUAUUUUGAAGAAAGAAAAUGAAAAUAAAGAAACUUUCUUGAAAAUUUUACAAAAAAAGCAAACACACGCAAGUAAACAAUGCAAUGAAAAAUCAGUUUUAAAUCGAUUUUAUAUCCAAGUGCCGUAAGUACGUGACAAAAUGGACGAAUCGUCAGAAAAUUGCACCAGUAAUGUAAACUCGGACAUCGAGACCUUGGACUAUUUGCGCGGCGUUAAAUCCUCCACUUGCCUUCUGCUGCCGACGACACCUAGUCCUACUCCUCUAGAGUUCAAACACCCUCUAUCUGAAGAAAUGAGUGAACAACCAUUUUUGACCAUAAACGAUGAUGACAACAACAUUGGGAAUUUGCAGAAUUCAGUUGGUGAUUCUAGCUCAUCAGCGGACUCCAACUCCGUAGUGCAAGAUCCUGUCAGCGCUCAGCUCAUCAACAAUAUCAGCAUGCUGGAUUAUCAGACUUUAAGCAAGAAUGGAGACCUCAUCAUGGGGCCUAUCGAGGAUUGCAAGCUGAAUGGAAACCUGAGCGUAAGUAACCGGAAGUUACCAAACUUUGUCAACUGGAACUGGGGGGUGAUCAGGAAGGUUUUGCUCUGGAUCGUGCUGUCCGGCCUCGUGGCCUGCCUCGCCUCCAUCAUCGCCAUGGUCGUCACCAUGCCCCGCGAAUGCAACCCCGACAUACCAUGGUACCAGGGCAAAGUCUUCUACGAAAUAUUUCCAGCCAGUUUCAAAGACUCCAAUAAUGAUGGCAUCGGUGAUUUCAAAGGGAUCAUUAAAAAGUUAGACUAUAUUGAAGGUAUGGGUGCUUCGGCAGUCAGGUUGAAUUCUAUUUUUGAGGCUCAUAAUUAUCCUGAACAGUAUUAUAAUGUUACGACUUUGAUGAAAAUUGCUAGAAGCUUGGGCAAUGUUGAUGAUUUUAAGCUUUUGAUAACAGAAGUGCACAAAAGGAACAUGUCUCUGAUACUCGAUUUGCCCGUGUCUUCCAUGGUCAACUCCCAAGCACCAAGUAAUGCAACACAAGCUUUUCUGUAUGCGAAUGACAGUAUAAUUGGUAGUUCUGAUAUGACAACAGCUGCUAUAGUCUACUGGGCGAAAGCGUUGAAUGUGGAUGGAUUUUAUUUGAAGAAUUUAGAACAUUUCGUGGAGGAUGUCAACUUUGGUAGGAGUCUCCAGGUUUGGAAACAGAUCGUUGGGUUCAAUAAGAUUCUGAUGGCCAGCGAGAAGACUUUACACAGUGCGACUGGUGAUGCUCUUAACGUCUUGCUGUCGAGAAUUGAUCUGAUCGAUGUUCAUAUAGAUUUACGCGACGAUGUAGCUGGUCUAGUUGCUAAAAUUACUGAUAUUGUAGCCGGUGAUCUCUGGUCUAAACCACACUAUCCUUGGGUGCAUUGGAACAUAGGGAACAUCUACAGCGAGAGGAUAUCCACCAAACAUAUAAACAAUACCUUAGCUUUGACCGCUUUGGAAUUCAUGUUGCCUGGUACGGUCAGCAUAUUUUACGGUGACGAGAUUGGUCUGGGAGGUCUGCCUGAGGAAGAUGUGGAGAAAGAUUUCCACGACCAUCAGUACAUCCACAAUUUAGUUCCAAUGGCGUUUUCUGGUAACGAUGGAAAGAAGAUGGAAAUUGGCAUAUUGCCGUGGAAUUCCAAGUCGGUUUUGGAGCCGAACUACAACUUUUUGGAGGUUAUCAAAACUUUUACCGGUAUAAGGUUAAGCACUCCCACUAUUUAUUUGAGGGCGAUUUACAAAGACGCGAGUAUUCAGAAGAAUAUGGAGAUUGAGGUGAUAGGGGAUUCCCUGGUUCUGAUUGAGAGGUGGUACCCUCGCAGGAACUCGUGCGUGUUCGUAGGGAACCUUGGCAGUAAGCCUGUGACCACCGAUCUCUCUAUCAUGUUCUACGGAGGCACGGUGGUCGCCGCAACGAAUUCCUCGCUGGUCGGACAGGUGUUGUAUUUUGAUAAAGUUACUUUCCCACCGAAUUCCGCCAUUUUGUUCAAGUUGGAGAAAUAAAAUAAUGUCACGUAUUUUUUUGUUUACGACGCCAUAUUAAAUCUGUUUAAGUUGUAUACUUACGUUUUUAGUUUUUAGCGUAAUCUCAUUUUGGAAUUUCAUAAAAUUUAUUAUAGGAUUUUUUUAUCAUAAUUAUUUUUUUUUAAACUUAUAUACAGUAUUUUUCUACCAAAAAUUGAGUGUUAGUAUUUGAUACUUAUUAUAUCAAGGUAGUCAUAAGUUAUUUGACUAAAUGUUUUUCUUUUAAACUAUUAGCUGUAUAAAAUAUACAUAUAAGUAUUAGGUACGCGCAAGACGCUAAUACUCUCGAAAAUAUUACAAACUGUCAGUAUGUACUAUUGUGACGUAAAUUUAUUGAAAUUGGUCACUUUUAUUUAAAUUAAUAUUUUGCUGUCUUACCAAAGAUUCUGUAUAAUGACAGUAUUUUAUACUUAUAGACUUUAUAAAAUAAAGUCUUUAAAAAAUGUAAGUCUACUUAAUUUUUUUUAAACUUUCAUUUUUUUUAUUACUUUAAAAAAAAUGUUUUUACCUAGAUACAUAUAGUUUUUUUAUAAUAUUUACUUUGAAAAACACUUAAAUAUUUAGCUUUGAUAAAAUUUCGUAGGGAUCCAAUAAUCAUAUCUACGAAUCCCAUGUAUUAUUUUAUAUGUUAACUAAUUUUAUCUUAAUUUUUUUCUAUAUUUUUUAUGAUUUUAUUUUAUAGAAAAAUCAUCAGCAUUAUUUAAAAAUAAUGUAAUAUAAAAUAAAACAUUUAUAUACAGUAAUUAAGUGUAUAAAAGAUCUAUUGAAAAUUUAAGGAUAUAUAAUGAAUCUCUGUUAUUGGUUCAAAUAAAUACGCUCUAGAUAUUUGUAUAAGCAGUAGUGUAGUUUAGUUCCUUGUAUUUGUAUGUACGAUGACACACUGCACGCGUCACGUCGUCCGCGACUUGCGCGUGAAGUAGUUUACUCCAAAAGUUAAAGUUAGGUACUUACCAUGACUACUAUGUGAAUGAAAUAGUAACUUAUACAGUAUUUCUUAACGUUGUGUUUUUAAUUUGUAUCCAGUUUAUGUUAUUUAGUAUACGAGUUGUGUUUUUAAUAAA